Oppiella nova is the source of this 411-nucleotide messenger RNA. The record is from the annotation of a GenBank genome assembly. Lineage: Eukaryota; Metazoa; Arthropoda; Arachnida; Sarcoptiformes; Oppiidae.
AUGUCGGUCACUGUAGCUCUGAUUGCUUUCAUCAGCAAUCAGGACCCUGGUACUAAAAUAGUAAUCAGACAUUUCCGAGACAAUGAUGAAUUGGCAAAAGUGUUACAAAUAGACAAUUUCGAUGAGGCUAUCAAUAUAUACUACAAACUCGAUAAUCCAACUGCCAAACACGGGGGUGAGAUAUGUCUGGCAUUCAUGUAUUAUUAUCCACCCGUAAAGGGCGGUGGUAUGUGUUUCAGUAUGUCUGACGAGUCUACCUUGCUUAAAAAUGCAAACGUUGAACAGAUAUCAGGAUAUUGGUUGAACCCGAAGCCUAUGAUAUUAAACCCGGAUCAUUUAAAAAAUACCCGGUUAGACGACCAUAUCCGCAAAAAGGUUGACUUCAAGGAUGACAUCCAACAAGAGCGAUAA